AUGGAUUCAGUGACUGUGUACCACGGAAAAAUCAGCAGAGAAACCGGGGAGAAGCUCUUACUUGCAACAGGGCUGGAUGGAAGCUACCUGUUGCGAGACAGCGAGAGUGUCCCUGGAGUGUACUGCCUGUGUGUUUUGUAUCAAGGUUACAUCUAUACAUAUCGAGUGUCCCAGACAGACACAGGUUCUUGGAGUGCUGAGACAGCACCUGGGGUACAUAAAAGAUUUUUCCGGAAAAUAAAAAAUCUCAUUUCAGCAUUUCAGAAGCCAGAUCAAGGCAUUGUAAUACCUCUGCAGUAUCCAGUUGAGAAGUCCUCAUCUAGGAGUACACAAGGUACCACAGGGAGAAAAGAGUCUGAUGUCUGCCUGAAAGCACCAUGAGGAAGAAUAACUCACCCUGUACUUUAUUGUCAAUAAUUUAAGUAUGUGUCAAGUCUUGUAUAUUGUAGACAACACAGUUCAGUGAGUUGCAAAUGCCUUUUACACAUGAUGCUAGUCCUGUAAUAGGACCAUCUUGCUGGUGUCAAAGCUGAAAUUGGAUGUGGUAGGCAACAAGUGCUUUAAAGUGAGGAUUGGAAGACAAAAUCCCUUAAGGUAUUUUUAGCUACUGCAUUUACAAAUGAGAAACAAUUUAAAAGCACAAUGAAGACUUUACAAAAGAUUAAUGUCAACUCUUGCCAAAUGUAAAUAAAA
Molecule: messenger RNA, 693 nt
Organism: Meriones unguiculatus (Mongolian gerbil)
Lineage: Eukaryota; Metazoa; Chordata; Mammalia; Rodentia; Muridae
Gene: Sh2d1a
Product: SH2 domain containing 1A
Exons: 4
Coding region: 1-381 (126 amino acids)
Biological process (GO): cell-cell signaling; cellular defense response
Cellular component (GO): cytoplasm
Source: RefSeq, a predicted model, not a curated record